Messenger RNA from Syzygium oleosum, 1997 nucleotides. RefSeq lists its product as uncharacterized. The record is from RefSeq and is a predicted model, not a curated record. Gene Ontology annotation, molecular function: zinc ion binding. NCBI's taxonomy places the organism in Eukaryota, Viridiplantae, Streptophyta, Magnoliopsida, Myrtales, Myrtaceae. The transcript is spliced from 9 exons. The coding region runs from base 94 to 1365 and encodes 423 amino acids.
CAUCCGAAAAUCCAGCAGCAGCACACACUCCUCGGACUCCAUCUCUCUCUCUCUCUCUCUUCUGCUGCUGCUGCUGAAUUUGUUUGUCUGAUCAUGCAAGCGACUCAAGCUCACCCGCCUCCCACGCCUGCAGAGGCUUCUCCCCAGCUUGAUGAUAAAACCGUGAGUGGCUCAGAGGAGGCUUUAGGUCCUGCACCUAGUGGAAGGCGCAGUAAUCUUUCCCUUCAGAUUCCUCCAAAGCAUUUUGGCAGCAGCUCUAGCAGUAAGGGCUUUCUCCAGUCGCAUGGUUCCAGCAAAGGUAGCUUGUCUUCUGGAGGAUUCUUGCGAGCUUUGAGUUUCAAGAAGAAGCUUCUCGCACCUGAUGCCGAGAAAAGCUGCCUCCUCAGUUCGGACCCUAAGGCGCCUCCGGAAAGUCCUUCAGUGUCCAAUUUCAUGUCCGGGUUGCGUUGGAAUAGAUGUACCUCUCUUCCCGUUACGCCUGCAUCCAACCUGUCCCCUGCUGUCACAACACCUGCUUCAGCAAGGAUGCCGGGUGAAAGGCAUAAAUCACAAAAAAGUUCACUUCCUGCCACCGUAUCCAGGUCGCUGUCGGUACCGGGUCGAAAUAUGGUAAUUGUGAGAUCUGUUUCUUUUGCUGCCCACAAGCAACAUCCUGUGACAGAUUCUUCUGAUGAUCAAAUAGCUCCUGCUCCUGAGGAAGAUGCUGAUGAAGAGAUUCCUGAAGAGGAAGCAGUGUGCAGGAUUUGUCUUGAAGUAUGUGAGGAAGGAAAUACAUUGAAGAUGGAGUGCAGCUGCAAAGGUGCCCUUAGACUUUUACACGAAGAUUGUGCAAUUAAAUGGUUUAGCACAAAAGGAAACAAGAACUGUGAUGUCUGUGGCCAAGAAGUUCGGAAUUUACCCGUGACCUUGCUUCGAGUAGCAACCUCCGCUCAGCUCGCUAAUGGACAAGAACAAAAUCAACAGAGCUUGCAUUCACAAACAGUGAGUGCCUGGCAGGAUUUUGUGGUGCUUGUUUUAAUAAGUACAAUAUGCUACUUCUUCUUCCUGGAGCAACUACUGCUUCACGACUUCAAAUCUCAAGCAAUUAUCAUAGCAGCACCAUUCUCUUUUACCUUGGGCCUCUUGGCAUCCGUCUUUGCAAUCAUCCUAGCAAUUAAGGAAUACAUAUGGACUUAUGCAGCUCUCGAGUUUGCUUUAGUGGCCAUCACUGUCCAUAUGUUUUAUUCUUUGCUUCAUCUGAAGGCAGUCUAUUCUAUCCUGUUAUCGGCUGUUUUGGGUUUUGGGAUAGCCAUGAGCCUCAAUUCACUGUACAUUCAAAUCUACACUUGGAGACUUCAAGUUCCCCGGAAUGCUAGCCCAGUGUGAAUCGACUUGCACAGGACUUAAGUCUGAUAUAAUUAUUUCUCUCAUACCAAUAUGUAGGAAAAACUUUGAUGGUAGAGACGAAACCCGAUUCACUGAAGCUGUGGAAGGGCGUGUUUCAGCAGGUAGUUUGUCAAGGUUCCUCACAUGCCUGCUUGCUGCAGUAAGAUGGGAGGUUUCGGCCAUAGUGGAAGCUGUCACCAUGGCCCCGACAAGCGUGUACAGACAACCAGAUUAUGACUUGUCAUUCCUCGCUCGGUUUCCUCUUGGUUUCCUACCUAAGUGUGCUCGCAUGUGCAUUACCAAUAGCUCUUUCCCCUGUUGUGUCGUUAUCUAUGUUGAGGUUUUGUUGAGGUGAAGAGGUUAUAGUUUAGAUAGAACAAGUUAUUUCAUGUACCAUCUUCAAAGCAGAGUCUGUCGGGAAUAUUCUAAGAAAAAGUACAAGAGUGUUAUACAUAUGCGGUCUUGAAGAGUUUUAUGAGUGCAAGUAUGACCAGCAUGGCGAGGAUACAAAUUUCCGCCGGCACUCUGUAUGUUAGCCUAGCCAUCCUCUAUGUAAUCUCAUUGUAUCAUGUCUAGUGGAAAGAACAAGAAAUCUUUCAGACUGGUUAAACCCGUUGAUGUUUAUGGAAGAA